Talpa occidentalis (Iberian mole) is the source of this 2481-nucleotide messenger RNA. RefSeq names its product cell death inducing p53 target 1 (gene CDIP1). The coding region runs from base 139 to 768 and encodes 209 amino acids. NCBI's taxonomy places the organism in Eukaryota, Metazoa, Chordata, Mammalia, Eulipotyphla, Talpidae. Gene Ontology annotation, biological process: intrinsic apoptotic signaling pathway in response to DNA damage by p53 class mediator; tumor necrosis factor-mediated signaling pathway. Gene Ontology annotation, molecular function: zinc ion binding. The record is from RefSeq and is a predicted model, not a curated record. The transcript is spliced from 5 exons.
UCUGCCACCGAGCCCGGUGUCGCCGAGCUCCUGCGAGGCGGCCUGGGCACUUGUUUGUGGGGGGGCGGGGUAUUCUGUUCUCCCCUGCAUCUCCUCAGAGGCCUCUCAACAGGUGUCAGGUCCACGGAGACAGUGACCAUGUCGUCGAAUGAGCCUCCCCCUCCCUAUCCUGGGGGCCCCACAGCCCCCCUUCUGGAGGAAAAAAGCGGAGCCCCAUCCACCCCAGGCCGCUCCUCCCCAGCCGUGAUGCAGCCCCCCCCGGGCAUGUCUCUGCCUCCUGCAGACAUCGGCCCCCCGCCCUACGAGCCGCCGGGUCACCCAGUGCCCCAGCCUGGCUUCAUCCCCCCACAUGUGAAUGCAGAUGGCACCUACGUGCCUCCAGGUUUCUACCCUCCCCCAGGCCCCCACCCGCCCAUGGGCUACUACCCGCCGGGGCCCUACCCGCCGGGGCCCUACCCAGGCCCUGGGGGCCACACGGCCACAGUCCUGGUCCCUUCAGGGGCUGCCACCACAGUGACAGUGCUGCAGGGAGAGAUCUUCGAGGGUGCCCCCGUGCAGACCGUGUGCCCCCACUGCCAGCAGGCCAUCACCACCAAAAUCUCCUAUGAGAUCGGCCUGAUGAACUUCGUGCUGGGCUUCUUCUGCUGCUUCAUGGGGUGUGACCUGGGCUGCUGCUUGAUCCCCUGCCUCAUCAACGACUUCAAGGACGUGACGCACACGUGCCCCAGCUGCAAAGCCUACAUCUACACGUACAAGCGCCUGUGCUGACGGAGCUGGGACGGACUCCCGCUGUCCACCCGCCCCCCGUGCUUUGCUCCCCGCACUCAGUGGCGCCUCCCCACUCCCACUUGGGGGCGGAAGCUGUCCCACCAGCCCCCUGGACGUCUUGUCCUCUUCAACUCGCCCUACCCUGAGCAUCUGACUCUUUCGGCAAAAGAUUCUGUUGGAUGGAAGGCCAGGGGCGCGCAGGUGGCGGGACGGCGCCGAGCGCGUGUGGCUGCUGCGGGUGGCGUGGCCAGGAGGACAAGCUGGGAAGGGGCGCCUCGCACGGUGGCCUUCGUUUCCAUACCAGGGGCAGGUUCGGUCCUGACUCCCUGGACCAAAAGCAGAUGGAGCAGUAGUGGGUUCCCUAGGCCUGGGGCCUGUAGCCAGUCGUUUCUGAUCUGCUGGACCGAGGGCGGGGAAUGGACCCAAGCAGGACAGGGCCACGCGGCCUAGGUGUGUUUGCAGGGCACUAGUGGUGGGUCAGAAGGCAUGGCUUUGGCCCUCGGAACUCUCAGGAACUCCACACCUUAUGCCCAGGAGCCACCUGAGAUAAGGUAGAGAGGGCAGCAUACCCACAGGUCACUGGGUAAGGGAUCGGGCGGCGCUUGCCACAAAGGAACUUGCCUCUCCCCCCGCCAGCGCCUGUUCCGGCCCACACCUCUGUGCACCCGUCCUCGCUGGGGCUGGAACUAAUGCCCAGGAGCCUUGCCCUCUGCCACACUAGGUUCCUGCUGCCCGGUGGCUGGUGCGUCCCAGCUGGGGCAGGCCGCAGGGAAGGCCGGCUCCCGGUGCCGUGGGCUCGCCUUGGUCCCCUCGCGCUCAGCAGCAGGAGCAGCUGUGGCCAGGGGACCGGAAGACGUAGCCCCGAGCCAUGGCAGCCCCCUGGGGGACACCAGCCCUGCCCGGGCCUGAGCCCACUGUCUCCUGAGGGUCUGUCUUGUGAACCUGCCCCCGUGGCCCGCUGAACCCUGCUGCUGCCCCCUCCUGGUCUCGCACUGCCACUGCAUGGCCUCCCUUCACUGUGAAUCGUGGCUGGUCUCCGUUUGUAGUUUCUCAUUAAAUUGGCCCUUUCACCCCCCUGCCUGGGCCUCCACUCACUUGCCUGGCUUCCUUCUUUUGGGGUACAUCUUUAGGGUCUCGGUGCUCACGCAGUCCAGACUGCCCAGGGCCAUGCUGACCUUUGAGAACCCAGUGAGAGCAAGUCAGCCCAGUGUGGACAACCCCAGCCGUGACCUGGGCACGGGCAGUCGGCUCCACAGUGCUGGGGAGUGUCCUCGAGCGCCCCCCCCACGCCAGAGCGGCCGCCCGCGGGAUCUUCAAGCUGAAGCGCCCAGCGGGAGCCCAGGAUCAGCCAGCCUGCAGGUGGGCACCCUUGCUCCCCUGAGAGAGGCAGAGCCACCCUCGCUCCCAAGGCUUCCGGUCUGAAGGUGACCGGGAAGGGGAACAGCAGCCUAGGCUCGCAGGUUCUGGGCCGGCUCGGCCCCCACCCCGGCAGCUGCUCCACCGGGCAGAUCCCAGGAUCCGGGACAGCUAACAGAGCCCUAUUAAUAAAAACAACUUGGGUUCACAUUUCUCUCUCAGACUUUGCAGUGUUACGCGAGCAUGUGCUUUUUAUCCUUACUGGGGGCAAAGCGGGAAAGCGCCAAAGCCCUUCCGAGAGUCAGGAAGCCACAGGGCGGAUGAGCUGGGAGGGCAGGGCUGCGGCAAGGAGACCGC